Molecule: messenger RNA, 2190 nt
Organism: Schistocerca nitens (vagrant locust)
Lineage: Eukaryota; Metazoa; Arthropoda; Insecta; Orthoptera; Acrididae
Product: IQ and ubiquitin-like domain-containing protein
Exons: 4
Coding region: 1-2190 (729 amino acids)
Biological process (GO): cilium assembly
Cellular component (GO): motile cilium; acrosomal vesicle
Molecular function (GO): protein binding
Source: RefSeq, a predicted model, not a curated record
AUGGACGUGAUAAUAGAAGAAGAUGCUUUGCGGGAAGAUGUAAGCAGCUUGGAUGAAGAGGGGGAGUGUCUAUGCACCCCAAAUGAAAGCACCACGUCGACUGCUAGGAGCGAAGCCACGCUCGAGGAAAUCCGGCGACUUUUUGAGGAACAUCGCUACGUUGGAGAAGAGUCUUCCUUCUACCAGCCAACUGACCUCGAUCGCGUCACAGUUAAAUUCAUGAUGGAAACUGGGGCUUGCUUCGUCGAGGAAUUCUGGCCUAUAACUACUAUCUCUAAAGUAAAGGAAGUUUUAUCAGAGGCGUUUGAAAUUCCAACUUGCGUGAUUGUUCUGACAUUGAAUGGAGAGAUGCUGUCGGAUGAGUCCUCGCUACAGUCACUGGGACUCAGUACUUCCCAAAUUGCUAUCAUGGAAAUUACUUCAGCGGAUCCCUUUUACCCAAUACUACUGAGCAACGUUCCAGAGAAAAUGAGAAACAAGCGCAUCAUUAGAGUUAGAGUCCAGGUGGAAUACGGGGAAUUCAAAGAGGUGAGAGUAAUAAUUGUCUGGAAGCUUGCAAAGAAACCGUUCCUCGGUGGUUUUCGGCAUAAGGAAACCGCUGUCGAAUACCACCACGCUUUCUCUCAGACACAACCUUUUCCGCAAAAGCCGUACAAGCAGAAGAACGACCGCGACACUCAGACAGCUUGGUGGCGAGAUGAGCAGCAGAUGACAGUGUGUGACAGGGCGACGCAGAACUAUCGCAGGGAUUACUACAUCCCUUGGAAAGGCGACGUUAUCAAGACGGCGAAGGAGUACGUGACGGCGGAGGAGCAGGAAAGGCGCCGAGACCUGGAGCGCAAGGUGCGCGUCAUCCAGAGGUACGUGCGCGCGUGGCUUAUCAGGAGGAUGAUCAGACGGGCCAGCGAGGAACAGCGCCGGCGCGUCGCCAGGGAGGCCGAGCAGGAGAGGCUGCGGAUCGAGGCCAGGGAGACCAGGAUCAAGGCGGACAUCGUUAAGAGCACCUUCCCGCGCAGGCGCGCCGACUUCGAGAUGCUGUACUCCGCGGUGGAGCAGUGGCGGUCCGCGGAGGUCGACCGCAUCCAACGGUCGCAAAAGGCCCAGGCCACCAAGUGCGCCGAGUACGCGCAGGUGCUCGAGAAGGAGGUGAAGAACCUGUUCGAGAUCGAGAAACAGAGGCUGUCCGUGAAGCAGGAGAGGCUGCGCAGAAAGGAGCUGGAAGUGAUCGACAGGUGCGCCGAGCCCAUCACCUGGACCGGCUACAAGGGGAUGAAGGUGUCGAUGGACACGUUGCGCAACCAGAGGGCGAGGGAGCUGAGGGAGCUGUACUCGGCGCUGUGCCGCGAGGAGGCGCCGCUGGAGAGCCGCGUCGACCUGCUGAUGGCCGUCAAGGACGCGCUGGUGGUGCACCGCGAGCCGCCGCUGGUCGACGACAUCAUCGAGCUGGUAGACCGCGAGUGCGACUUGCUGGUGCGCGGCCUGAACACCGACCAGCUGGAGGCGCUGAGGGCGCGCCUGCGCAGCCUCUUCCUGCAGCUCAUGAAGACGCCAGAGUUCAACCCGGAGGUGGCCAAGUACUCGCUCGAGUACAGCUACAAGGGUCUGGAGUUCUCGCUCUCCCUGUGCGUGCGCUGCCAGAACUUGCUGCCGCGGGAGAAGUUCCUGCCUGGGAAUCGCGACGAGCAGCUACAGUUCUGCAGGUCGUGCCGAUGGUUGGAGAAAGCGUCGCUUUCGAGGACGGACCUCACUCCGUACAGCUUCAUGCUGCGGGCCUUGCGGAGAGAUGAGAAACGUCGCCGCUGUUUCUCUUCUGUGGCCUUCAUCAUGCAGGAGGACGACUUCCACUACCUGGUGACGAACAUCUGGCACGCGCGGUCCAUCCUCAGUGAGAACAAGAUCGUGCGCGACCUGCGGAUGUCUCGCUGGGACGUGGGCAAAGACUGGGCGCCCUGGAACUGUGUCCUGCUCACAGACGCGGAAGCCCGCGCCCACGUGCGCGUCACAAGCCACAAGGUGUACGAGCCGGGCUUCGUGGAGGACGUGCGGGUGCGCCACCUGCUGGCCAGGCAGCGCUUCCGGAACCUGGCGGAGGCCGAGCGCCGCUUCCGGCACAGCGGGGCGUGGGAGAAGGUGCAGGACGAUGUCGUCUACUGCCCUCCCACACUGGAGGCCGAUGCCUUCCAGCCCUAG